AUGGUUGAGCAACCUACCAUCCAGUCAGCAGACACAGAUGGCAACGGACCAGCGAAACGUCGACGAAGACCAGCACUAUCAUGCGUUGAAUGUCGCAUGCGCAAGGUGAAAUGCGACCGAGGAAAACCUUGUGGUGCAUGCACUAGGAUAAAAUCAGCGACAUGCACGUUUAGACCUCCACGUCCGGGGAUUCGACCGGAGAACCAAAGAUCACCCGAGGAUGAUGCCUCUACAGGUCGCAGCAAUGGCGACGACCAGAAUCCGGCUCGGUCUUCUCCUCACGCACCCGGUCAUUCCAGCGAGUUUGAUGCAAUCGUCAAUCGUUGUGUGGCACCCGGGCUUCUUGGAGAAUGCGACGGCCAGCCGAAACCUCUCCCCGCCGAUAGACCGGCUUUUAGCUUGAACUCGCAAUCGGACUCUGCGCAAGCCUCUAUCAUCAACGGUUUAUUGGAUAGGAUUCAGGGCCUGGAAGAACGACUGGCGAGCGCUACUCUGAAUGAGUAUCCGAGAAGUAGUACAUCUCAGAGACGGGAAAGCGCAAGUGAUACGAGCGCUCAGUUUGUGAAGGCAAAGUACUAUGGUCAGAGUCAUUGGAUGAAUGCUAUCGAUCCUUAUGACGCUCUCGGUGAUACAAAUACUACAACGAACCACAAUACAAACAGGAAAGAGGUGUAUGUAAUCAUCCAGUCUUUCUGUAAAGACGCAAUUCUAAUUGCUGAAUAUAGGAACAAAUCGACUGAGCUGUAUUCUACUGUCUCAGAGGUCAAACGAAUGGCUCGCAUCAUCAAGGCCUCUCGCAUGUCACAGCCUUCCAUUUCACCAGAACUGGAGGCAUGCAUUCCACCGAAGGAAAUCAGCAACGCACUGGUGGAUUGCUAUCUCCGUACAUUCGAAGGCGUAUUUCGCGUACUACACGUACCUUCCUUCAGGAGAGUCUACGAUGCAUACUGGCUCGGUACCGCGCCUGCAAAGCCGUCCAUUGUUCACAAGUUCCUACUGGUAUGCGCAAUUGCCGUACCGUUCUACACAGGACCCGACCAGGCCAAGCUUCGCGUCUCAGCUGCGAAAUGGAUCCAAGCUGCAGCGGAAUGGCAGUGUGCACCUCAUGCAAAGUCGCGGCUCAACAUGAUAGGAUUGCAGAUACAGAUAUUGAUUCUGAUUGCACGUCAAGUAUGUGGCAUCGAUGGCGACCAUAUAUGGAUACCCGCAGGUACGAUGUUGCGGACGGCGAUGCAUCUCGGCUUACAUCGCGACCCGUCUCACUUCCCCAAAAUCAGUGUCUACCAUGGCGAGAUGCGACGCAGACUCUGGGCAACUGUUCUGGAAAUCACCGCCCAAAGCAGCUUGGACAUGGGCAUGCCGCCUAUGAUUUCCGUGAACGACUACGACACGAAGCCACCUUCCAACAUCAACGACGAAGAUAUGGGCAGCGGCAUAGACAUCCCACUCGAUGUGAAGCCGGCAACCGUGUUUACGGACAGCAGUAUACAGAUCGCUUUUGCACAGACACUUCCUACACGGCUUGAGAUCAUCAGGGUAAUCAACAACCUGCGCUUCGACCUAUCCUACGAUGACGUACUGCGUAUCGGCACCAAGCUCAUCAGCGUCUGUCGCGAGAAAACAAUGUUCUUCAAAUCAGCAUUAGCAGCAGGACAAAACAUCACGCCGUUCCAGAUCAAGAUGUCUGAUACCCUAGUUCGACGCUUCGUUCUCUGCCUCCACCGCCCUUACUUUUCCAAAGCAAACGAAAACCCACGCUACCAUUACUCCAGGAAGAUAUGCCUCGAUACAUCACUAGCAAUCUACGCACCGGCAACUGAGCUGGCACCAGGAGAAGAAGACGAUUGGACGCGCAUGACGCACCGAUGCGUGGGGUUCUUCAAGUCGUUCUUCCUCUACGCCAUGUCAACCGUGUACUACGAACUCAACUCUCAGAUCAACGAAAGACAAGAAGAAUUGGCGCUAUUCGCUCCCCUUGUAUCUACACGACCAGUCACAACAUCUUCAUCUACAGGGUUGACAUCCUUACCACCACAGUACCACGCCCUACGUCAAGUCCUAGAAUCAUCCCGACACACAGCAGUCGCCCGCGUUCAAAACGGCGAGACGAACGCAAAGGGUGUUGUCUUCAUCAACUGCGCACUGGCACGCAUCGACGCUUUGAUAGCCGGGACCGAUCCCGAAGCAGCUGUACUUGAAGCAGCGAAAUUAUCUACCAAAGAAAUGGGUCAAAUACUAGCAUCAGUAUACCGCGAAGAGCACGGCGAAGACAUCGACCUCAGUCACUCCAGCGGCAGCUUCGCAGGAAGAGAGCAUGGUCGAGGCGAAGGCGCUGAUGACGUUACUGGGAAGCAUCUACCUACUGGCACCGGCGCCCAAACCGGCAGCAACAAUAGUAUAGAUUUCCCUUGUUUCGACGGCACGAUGGACGGGCUGAGUAUGCUGGACAGCGAUCUGGGAGAUGUGAAUAUGGGAUUAGAUAUCGAUAUGAAUGCGUACAUGCAGGGGUUGCCCAUGGAUUCCGGGGAUGGUUUCCACUUUGGAAGGAGUCCGGAGUGGUUUUACGAUCUGGAUGGGUGGGCUGCGGGUGGUAGUUUCGGCAACCCUGGAUGUGGUGUUUAG
This is a messenger RNA of Alternaria metachromatica, 2622 nucleotides long. RefSeq lists its product as uncharacterized. NCBI's taxonomy places the organism in Eukaryota, Fungi, Ascomycota, Dothideomycetes, Pleosporales, Pleosporaceae. The coding region runs from base 1 to 2622 and encodes 873 amino acids. Gene Ontology annotation, cellular component: nucleus. Gene Ontology annotation, biological process: regulation of transcription by RNA polymerase II; DNA-templated transcription. Gene Ontology annotation, molecular function: RNA polymerase II cis-regulatory region sequence-specific DNA binding; zinc ion binding; DNA-binding transcription activator activity, RNA polymerase II-specific. The transcript is spliced from 2 exons. The record is from RefSeq and is a predicted model, not a curated record.